Messenger RNA from Pleurotus ostreatus (oyster mushroom), 1653 nucleotides. RefSeq lists its product as uncharacterized. Gene Ontology annotation, molecular function: protein binding. NCBI's taxonomy places the organism in Eukaryota, Fungi, Basidiomycota, Agaricomycetes, Agaricales, Pleurotaceae. The transcript has 3 exons. The coding region runs from base 1 to 1653 and encodes 550 amino acids. The record is from RefSeq and is a predicted model, not a curated record.
AUGUCCAGUCCAAGUGCACUCCUUUCGAAACUUCCGGCAGAGACCCAAGACUACAUUGUCUCAUAUCUCGCUGCCACCGAUCUUGCCACUCUUUCUACUGUCAAUUCAACUCUGAAUGUCAUUGCAAGACGAAGACUUUACCGCUCCAUCACGAUCUCCACAAAUACACCGUUACAUUCCGGCCCUUGUCGGUCCUUGUCGAGCUCGAUCAAAUGUCUUCUGGCCAUUGCGCGUUCGGCAACUCACGCGCGCCAUGUUCGUUCGCUCUUCAUCGACCUCUCUUCUCCCGACCGUAGCAUCCAAAGGCUAUUCGACCCGGAAGACGGCUCCCCCCGGGCUAACUACAUCCCCCUCGCCAAUGUCUACACCUUGCUCGCGCGAGUGCUCCACGCAACAACCAACUUGACAACGCUCUCGAUCACGCUAUCGCUUCGCGGGAUCAAGAAUCGGCGCGGCUUGACAUUGGCUGCGCCAACUUCUCUGGACAACGUCAGUAGCAAGCCGAGGGAGAGCAUGUCUUUCUACGAGAAGAUCCUUGACAAUCCGUACACCAUGCUUGAAGACUCGCCGUUUCGAUUAACGACUUUCGAGACCAACUCGCCCAUCGACAGCUCGUUGGCGCUGUUCUUGGCGUCGCAGCCAGCUAUAACGGAUCUGACGCUCCGAUCGUGGUCACCGAGCGACGACUCAUCGCGCGGGCUGAUCCAUCCAUUUCUCUCCGCCGCCGUCGCGCAGACGCACACACAGGCGCUCGCAGUACGCCGCGACAAGUUCAAAUUCGUCCUCCCGUCGUCCUCGCUCCCAAAGCUCCAGCAAUUCCGCGCGAUACACGGGACGCCUAGCUUGCUGAAGCAGUUCAUCCCCGGUCGGCCAGUGCGUUCUGUAUACAUACCGCUGUAUCCGCAGAUGCCGUCUUCGGCGUGGCAGCCACUGCUCCCGCUCCCCGCAUCAGUGUCUCAGCCAUCGAUAUAUCCCACUUUGGACGUGCUGCGCGAAUCGACUACGCCGAUAACCCGAUUGACGGUGUUCAGCUUCGACGCAAUGGCCUCCUUCGCUGCAGGCAUUGCCAAUGUCCUAAAUGGCAACGCCACGAACGCUGGUCAAACCCCUGCAGAGUCCGCCACAGAUCAGAAGGGUCCUAGUCUUGCGGAGGCGCUGCUCAUGCAGAUCGCUACGCUCGGGGACGAGCUGGAAACUCUGCAGGUUAUCCUCAUGAUGACCCCCUGCCGCUUGGGAGAUCUCGAAGCUGCUGCUCCGCUUCUGGCCCGGUAUAAACGCUUACACGCGAUAACAUACAUGGCCAACACAGACCCUUUCUUCUCCUCCACUCCUCCGGACGGCUCUGCGGACGCCCAAUCUCAGAGCGAGAAGGACGAACAGCUGCAGCGCAUCCGAGAAGCAGAAUCCCGUGUUGUGAAGGCGUGGGGGUCACAUUGCCCGUCACUUCGGACGGUCGUGCUUCCCCGGGGACAGGUGUGGUUCAAGAGGUCGUUCACGGUCCCAGGGACUCCACGGGCUGGGGACACAUCGGCGGCCACGGGGGUAGGCGCGGGAAGCGGAGGAAGCGGAGGGAUGCUUUGUCACGACGAUGGAUGCUCAUGCGGGCAUAGGGGCGGUGACUUUCGCGUGUCGACGUGGAGCUGUGACGAGUGA